UUUCCGUAAAUUCUUAUUUCCUGACGUUAAUUUAAUUAGUUUUGUUGUUUUAUCUUAUUCAAUGAAGUUUUUGAAAGAUUAGUUAUUAUAUUUGUUUGUAUGUAACCAUUCGUAAAUUUUUGUACACUAUCAGGUUCAUUCUUUAAAUCGUUGGAAAUAUAUCUAAAGACCUGUCGAUACUUUCGAUAAAUUAUCUUUAUGUCGUAUCUUUUUGUUGUCGCACAACCUGUGCGCACACAGAUAUAUAUGUAUAAUGUUCCGUUACAUAAUAUAUAUAUAUAUACAUAUAUAUUAAAUAUAAUAAGUAAUCUAUAUAUAUAUGGAGAAAUGUUAUAUUUUAUUUUUUCCCUCAACUUCUCAUUUCCGAUCUAUCUGUUGGAAAAAAAAAACCUAUCGAAUUUUUUUUCGUUGUGAGGCGCCUCUCUCGCUUCGGUAUGAGAAACGCCUGGACGCCAUUUCAGUCUGCGGAACGCUGCACCGCAUAUCCGUUCGCCUUUCCAAUGCAGUUUGAACUAGGUGGACAAGGUCGUGCGGAUUGCGGUUGGAAAAACAUGAAGAGCACGUGGAGGAUAGUCACAGCUAUACUAAUAUUUUGGCUUUUUAUCCUCAUCUAUAUGAGUGCCAACCUAUAUCAAUCAAGCGACGUCACCGAAAAUGCAGAGCGUCAAUUAACUAGGGCUAUGAAAGAAUUAGACGAUCUUAGGGAACAGAAUAAGAAAUUAUAUUCACUGGCAGAAGAGCUUCGGCAUCUGAAAGAAAUUGCCCAAAAGGGUGGAAAAAAUUGCGAGGAGUUACAAAGUAGGCUAGACGACGCUAAUUCAAAACUUAAAUCAGUAGGCGCAAAAGAAACGGAAUCAGAGAAAUUAUCUCUUACUGACUUUUCUCCGAGUUCUGAAAUGGAGAAAUCUAGGCGAAAAAUUGAGAAUGGCGUUCAAGAAAUGUGGUUUUUUCUUCGAUCCCAGCUAGGAAAAUUGAAAGAAAGCCUAGGAAAGGAUUCGCCAAUUAAUCAGAAAGUUGAUAAAAUUUUAGAAAAUGGAGCUGAUCAUAGCCGAACAAUACAAACUGAUUUGCAUCGACUUUAUGAAUCUGAACCAAUGGCAACUUGGAGAAAGAAGGAAGCAGAAGACUUAUCCGAUAUCAUUCAACGACGGCUUUUUUAUUUACAAAAUCCGAGUGAUUGUUCAGCGGCUAAAAAGCUUAUUUGUAAUAUCAAUAAAGGAUGCGGAUACGGUUGCCAAUUGCAUCAUUUAGUAUACUGCUUUAUGAUUGCUUUUGGUACUAAGAGGACACUAAUUUUGGAAUCUCACGGCUGGAGAUAUUCGCCAGGUGGAUGGGAGACAGUAUUUCAGCCCAUAAGCAGAACUUGUAAAAGUCCAGGCAGUGACAUGAGAAGGAUGUGGGGCCCUCCUGAAGUCAUUGAAAAUGUCAAAGUUGUUGAAUUGCCAAUAGUCGAUUCUCUACGACCAAGACCGCCAUUUUUACCUCAGGUCGUACCUCUCGAUUUAGCAGAACGUUUAGACCGUCUUCAUGGCUCUCCUGGAGUUUGGUUUGUUGGACAAUUCAUGAAAUAUUUGCUCAAACCCAAUUCGGAUUUGCUUAAGGAAAUAGAAAAGGCGGAAAAUCGCCUCGAUUUUAAGGGGCCUAUAGUUGGAGUUCAUGUGAGAAGAACUGAUAAGAUAGGAACUGAAGCUUCAUUUCAUAGUAUAGAAGAAUAUAUGUACCAUGUCGAGGACUAUUAUAAAUACUUGGAGAAGCAGAAUAAGGAUAUAGGAAAAAAACGUAUCUAUCUAGCAACAGACGAUCCGGAAUUAUUGUCGGAAGCUACAAUGAAGUAUCCUAAUUAUGUUUUUGUUAGCGAUGUGGAUUUCUCUAAAACAGCUAGUAUGGGAACUCGUUAUUCCCAUGCAUCUCUGAUAGCCGUUAUAUUAGAUAUACAUUUCCUCUCAAAAUCUGACUUUCUUGUUUGUACAUUUUCCUCACAAGUUUGUCGAGUAGCCUACGAAAUUAUGCAGACUUUACACCCCGAUGCAUCUGCAAGAUUCCGUUCAUUAGAUGAUAUCUAUUACUAUGGUGGCCAAAACGCUCAUAAUCAGGUUGCUAUCGCCAAUCACCAGGCGCAGGACGGAGAAAUCGAGUUAAGAGUAGGAGAUACUAUUGGUAUAGCUGGUAACCAUUGGGACGGAUAUUCGAAAGGCUUAAAUCGUCGUUCUAGUCGAACAGGCCUCUACCCGUCUUACAAAGUUGCUGAAAAAUUAGUUGUCGCUAAAUUUCCUACAUUGGGUGUUGAAAGCAGGAAAACUGUUGAUAAACAGUAAUCUUAAAAAAUAAUCUGAUCUAUUCUAAAAUCCAAAGCUUUUUU
Molecule: messenger RNA, 2359 nt
Organism: Dimorphilus gyrociliatus
Lineage: Eukaryota; Metazoa; Annelida; Polychaeta; Dinophilidae
Source: the annotation of a GenBank genome assembly